CACAGAUUGUGUUCUACCGGACGGUACUCAUGAGCGCACAUGUUCGCUGUUUCCUUGGUAACGACAUUACGUCCACUAUUGACCAAACACGUUAGCGGUCUAUUGACACAACAUGGACAUCCAGGAACUCAAGGUCCGAGGCUGUGGAGACAACAUCGUAGACAUGGUCGACAUGGACGAAGAAGACUUUGCUAUUUCCAGUUCCUCAGCGGCAGACGCCGCUUUUGAUGCUGUUAUUGGCUGCAUAGAGGACAUCAUCAUGGAGGAGGAGUUCCAGCAGCUUCAGCAGAGCUUCAUGGAGAAACACUACCUGGAGUUUGAGGACUCAGACGAGAACAAGCUCAGCUACACACCCAUCUUCGAUGAAUAUGUUGACCUGCUGGAGAAACACCUGGAGCAGCAGCUGGUGGAGAGGAUCCCUGCCUUCAACAUGAACACUUUCAUAGGGCUGCUCAUGCAGCACAAAGAGGAGGUGCCAGGUGACAUCUUUGACAUGCUGCUAACGUUCACUGACUUCAUGGCCUUUAAGGAGAUGUUUCUGGAGUACAGAGCUGAGAAGGAGGGCCGAGGUCUGGACCUGAGUCAAGGACUGGUGGUCACAUCUCUGAUCCCUGCAGGCUCCAAACACACCAGCUCCGGCGAAUCGCAGUGACACUCAAACAUUUGAAUUUCCUCCUCCUCUAUAAGUUUAUGUAACAUUUUGUCCAUGGGCCUUCAGAAAGUUGUCCAUUUGUGGUCAGUUUUUUGGGAGUUUUGUACUCUAAUGGUGAGCUGCUGGAUGCACGCCCCAUAAAUCUACAGUCUGUGCACAAAUGACCCCUAACAUCAAAUUCAUAUAUGCAUUCCUCUGUGUUUUAUGUGGCGGAUGGGAUGGGAUGUGUGCUUAAGAGUGAAGAUGGAAGGUUUUUGGCUUCUUUCUACUGCCCCAACCACUGCACUGGACAUAAUUACUACUUGAAAUAUUCAAAUCUGUUUAACUGGAAUCUGGAGGUGAGAGGUUUAAUCCUGAAAUUAUGAAUCACCUGCCUAGUUGGGCAUUACGUUCUGCCUGGUUGGGGGAGAAGGAACCCAAUACUCUGGUGCUGGUACUUAAUUGAUACUUGUUUUUCAAGUCAUCCAACUGGUUCUUCUGUGAAAGGCGUCAACAAAUCCCCCUGUAAGCAGGGAAACUAUUUGAUAUGACUGAAUGUUUGACUCUGCUUUCUUCGCCUGGUAUGUUUUUUCUUAAGAAAAGAAUAUAGCAGAACUAAUAUAUGUUUUAUGAAGUUUUAAAUUAUUUGGUCAGUUUGAAAACUCAUUGGAUUGAGUUUUGUGCCUGUGAAAGUGAUUUUUAAUGUAUUUAGUGAUUGUGUGUGCAUGUGAGUGCGUCUGCAAUUAGAAAUAUGAACUACAGGAUAGUUUUCAGUACAUUGUCAAAGUAUUUUCUACUUGUCUUAACAUAACAGCUGUAAUUCCAUACGUAUAUGUAUGUCACUGGUGAAAUACUGUUGAUGUUUCAAUUGUUCGUAAAAAUAUAUUUUUAAAUAAACGGAUAAAAGCGUUA
Messenger RNA from Sebastes umbrosus (honeycomb rockfish), 1543 nucleotides. RefSeq names its product ADP-ribosylation factor-like 2 binding protein (gene arl2bp). The transcript is spliced from 7 exons. Gene Ontology annotation, biological process: positive regulation of tyrosine phosphorylation of STAT protein; maintenance of protein location in nucleus. NCBI's taxonomy places the organism in Eukaryota, Metazoa, Chordata, Actinopteri, Perciformes, Sebastidae. The record is from RefSeq and is a predicted model, not a curated record. Gene Ontology annotation, cellular component: mitochondrial intermembrane space. The coding region runs from base 113 to 652 and encodes 179 amino acids.